Sander lucioperca (pikeperch) is the source of this 3667-nucleotide messenger RNA. RefSeq names its product paralemmin 3 (gene palm3). Bases 665 to 1879 code for a protein of 404 amino acids. The record is from RefSeq and is a predicted model, not a curated record. Gene Ontology annotation, biological process: regulation of cell shape. Gene Ontology annotation, cellular component: membrane. The transcript has 6 exons. NCBI's taxonomy places the organism in Eukaryota, Metazoa, Chordata, Actinopteri, Perciformes, Percidae.
UUAUCCUUUAGUUUAAUGGCAGGGGCAGGUGUUGGAUUGAUAACGUGAAUUGUUGACUUAUUGUAUAAUAACUGCAAAAACAGUACUACAGUAUUAUUAGUAGCUAUACAGUACAUACUGUAAAUAGUUAGUAUGUGGUAUGAACUUUGGACACAGUGUUGUCAUGGUAUGGGAACUACUUUUUUCAUUUUAUUGUGUAUUUUCUUGAGGACACUACAUGCAUUUAUUUUACAAUUUGGACACUCAAAUAAUAUGGUGGAGGGUAAAUAAAGUACCUAUUGCUACAUAUUUACAGUCUACGCAGUAACUUCAGUCAUAGGGACAAUAGUUAGCUUACAUUGUAGACUAACUAUUGUAAUAAGUGGGAUAAUGUAGAGCGAGGUAUACACAUAGUUAACAAAUCAGGAGUGAUAAUGGACACAGCCUCUCUCUUCAUCUCACCAUUCUGCCACCAGCAGUUAGUUUCAGUUGAACAUUCUGUUGCUAGUAGCAACCAGUACUGGCACAGGUGUAUAGCAGUUGGGAGUUAAACUGAGAUUGUUAGCUUCAUCUACCACUACCACUCUGUGAACAAGCAAAUAUUGACAGGCACCUUUUAUCUACUGAAAAAAUACCCUUGUUGGACCAUUACUUGUAGAGGAAGUCUCUGAGAGACCAGUGGCUGAUGGAGGGAGCUCCCUUGUCCCCAACCUCCCCGGACUCCCAGAGCCCCCGCUCCCCUCUUUGGGGAGCCCAGGAGAAUGAAAAGCGAAUUGACAAGUUGCAGUCAGAGAGUCAGCAAUUGGAAGAGGAGGAAGAGAAGCUGAAGGAACAGAUGAAGCAUGGCCAAACGCAGGAGGCAGUGGAAGUGGCAGAGGCUGGAGCAGAAAUGGUUGUGCAGAACGGAGACAACAAUGCAAUAGGAUCGGAAGAUAAAGUAAAGACAAACCAAAGUGCACUACUGGAUGAAACCGCAGCGGUCCUUACCAAUGGCGGAGGAGACUUGGAAGCAGACCCCAAUCACGACACUACCACCACCAACGGACCGGUUGUAGCCUCUGAGGGUGUUAUUAGCAUGACAUUGGAGCCUGAGUUAAGUCUGGGUGUUUCUGAGGCAGAGCCUGGUCGGGUUCUAAAUGUCAAGAUUAAUGGGGAGGAGGAAGAAGGGACUGUGGUGAUGAGAGCAGAAUGUGUGAUCAUCACAGAUGACGGGGAUGAUGUACUUAAGGAUCUUGCACCACAGGAAGAUCAGCGGGAGACCAUGCAGUCAGAGGAAACCCCUCUGCCGAAUCCAGAAGAAGGCCAAGAUGGAGGGGAGGCUGUGGAGGAGGUGGUAAAAACAGAAGCCGCUCCAGAAACUUUCACACAACCAGAGAAGAGUGAGGCAACUGAACGCAUUGCGGAGGCACCACCAGCAACUGGAGAUGGAGACGUGCAGGGCGGCGUGAAGACAAACGAAAAUGGAGAUCGAGAGACGAAAACUGAAGGACAGUACAGACAAUCAGAAGACCCAACCUCUGUGCAGGUGCAAUCCCCAGCCAAUGCUCCAGAGGGCACUGCAGUGGUUUUGGUGCCUGUCUACUCUAAGGUGCAACCCUCUACUCUCAACCUCGAGCUAGAGGCUGAGGCUGAAGCUGAGGCAGCAUUAAAAGCCCAAGACCCUGCCCCUCUGCCUGGCCAGUUCCAGGAGGUUCCCCUGGCCGAUCCCCAGGAGAUCCAGAGGACAGAGGCAAGGCCGGAGGAGAAGGAACCCCUUCUGUCGCAGGCCAAAGCCCCCGACACCCAAGCAAAGCCAGCAGCAGCUGCCAGCACAGAGACACACAGCCCGACCAGGGCUAGCCAGGGAGAGGAGACCCAGGCACCCAAACACAAAACCUGCCAGUGCUGCUCUGUCAUGUAAAUGCCCUUUCUGUACAUUCAUAUCCACUCUCCCUUUUUACUCUGUCCCUCUGCUCUUCAAUUCAUAACACACUCACUUUUUGUUUUAUGCACCCAUCCUUUUUCUGUCUUCAAGCGACUUCAUUUUCCUCCCCUACUCUCUGUCCUCAUUCCUUGUAUUCAUCUUGAAUCCUUGAAUCUUAAGUUUGGAUACUCCAAAGGAAGUGAGCUCUCGAUUCCAACAUGAAGACGGGGGGGGGGGGGGGGGGGCAUGGACUGGACUUGUCAGUGUUUAAGUGCCUCGAGGAGCUCUCUACCCAGAACUACACUUUUAAAUUCUUUUUUUCACACAAUGUGGACCAAAAUAUGAGGUGUUUCUUUUUUUAACAUUGUUUUGAGUUUGAUUUUAUUUUCCUGGUUAGCAGAUGAGCCAGCCAAUCUACAUAGGAUCAUAAAACCCACAUAUUAAAGAUGUAUUAUUUUAAACUGUUGUAUCUACAUGUAUACUUCAUUGGGUAAUAUUCAUAAUCUAAAUAUGAGAUUCAACAUCCAGAGAUCUGGAAAGGUUCAGAGAGGAUAUUCUUCUAAUUGAAUGACUAUAACGCUGAAUUAAUUUUUGAUUUUGGACUUUUGUUAGAGAUACUUUUAAUCCAAGUAUAGGGCCUGGACAUUUUAUUCACUCUGUAAUACAGGUUUUGACAAUACACAGACUGAUAGUAUGAAAUGGCCUUUUUUAUAAACCACAGUGUGUACCGCUGAAUAUUUUGUGGGAUGUUGUCAGAUUUAAAAGAGAAAUUAUUUUAAAAUGCCUGAAAGUAUGCAUUUGAUAUUUUUAUCAGAUGUGUUUUUGAAAGAGGGGCUCCAGAGCUCCUGACAUAGCUCUGUGCAUGGCUGUAUUAACUGUCUACAGAAACCUGUGGAAUUGAGAGUGUCUGAGAUGUCAGCUUUGAAAUGAUUGAUUAAUGGUUUAAUGAUUAAACUGACAUUUGUGAUACAUUGCUUGAUGUACUCGAUGUUCAUCCAGCAUCUGUUCCUCAAACAGUGAAUUUGUCCCAAAACAACAUUGCUUCAUACAAAAACAAACACACUGGAUAAUGUUUAACCAUAAUGUUAUUUAUUUGUAAUUCCCUCUGUCAGGGGAGUGGGAGUCUGCAGUUACCCUCAGACAACUGGUAUGUAUCUAUCCAUGCAGCUUUAGUUGUGGUAAAUGUCCCCCUGAAGGGAAAAAGAGAACUAACAGGGCGUACUAUCUAUGAGACAUUCUGCGUUUCUCAUAAAUCCUCCACUUAUGCAAGUGCAUGAGUGUCAAAGCCGCCUGAGCUCCCAGCAGUGUCUCCACCUGCCCUUGUAGUAGUUCCGUGGCUAACAGCACAGCCAUCUAGAGGACCAAACCAAAGCCGGAGUUGCUGGGGAAGGGGGUGCAGCAAUGGGCUCUGUAACUCUGAAAAUAAGUCCUGCUGAGCUGAGAGCUCCCAUGGGGUCCUGUCCAACAGCAAUUGGAUUUUUUAGAGAACCAUUGCAUGAGGAGCCACUACCUUUUUGAUAUAUAAAAAAAACAUGAGUUCAAUGUGUUUAAUUUUUUUCAAUUCUUCAUAAUACAAUUCCAAACAAACUAUGAGAACAAAAGAACCAGAUGUUGCUGCCUGUAUUAGCAGAUGAUACGGUUGUAGAUCCAUUGUGUCUAAUUCUAAGCAUAAAAGCAAUUAAUCUAAAGGGGAAGAUUGUGUACUGUUGCAAAGAUGAUACUAGUGUUUUGGCUGUUGAGUUGGUGAAGGCAUAGUAACAUCCCACAUUCACUGAAUUAUUCCAC